This is a messenger RNA of Carica papaya (papaya), 877 nucleotides long. RefSeq lists its product as uncharacterized. The record is from RefSeq and is a predicted model, not a curated record. NCBI's taxonomy places the organism in Eukaryota, Viridiplantae, Streptophyta, Magnoliopsida, Brassicales, Caricaceae. Gene Ontology annotation, biological process: proton motive force-driven ATP synthesis. Gene Ontology annotation, molecular function: proton transmembrane transporter activity.
CAUUAGUCCCAAUCCCAAUUUCUAGGGCUUAAGCCUUUGCAGAUUCUUCUCAUAGCUCUCGUCUUCUCAUCAACCUACAAGCACCCAGCACAGCGAAUCAGAGUAAAAGUAUAGAUGACGCCGCCUCUAGGUCCAUACUCCGGCACCAGCACUCUGGCUCUGGUGGCUCGUGCAUCUGCUUUUUCAUUUGGUCUCGUCUAUGGCAGCAUGAAACUCAAGUACCUCAAGGCGAAAGCAAAGUCUCAGAAGAAAGCUGAAGCAAAGGCGCAUCAUUGAGAAUGUGGUUUCAAUUUGAAGCUGUGGGAUCUGGAUGAAUUCUUUGGAUUUGAGUUAGAUAUAGAAAUAAUGCAUCACAGCUUGGAAUUCUACCAUGUUCCCAUUUUGGCCUGAUCAGUAUUAUAGACCUGAACCUUUCAUCUUUGCAAUUUUUUGUACUUGCUUAGUCAUUCGAGAAUUAUUCAAUUAGUUGCGGAUGGCCCAUGCCAUUGAUGUUUUAGUUUCAAAGCUCGGGUGAAAAAUGGGGAUACUCCUUCCCUUAUCCAAAUAAUACUCUUUCAAUUACUUUUUGGCUUGAAAAAUCUGUCAUGCUUCUUGUCAUUCAUUUCCGCAUCGAUUGACCUUGCAGUAAUGGAAUGGGAUACUGUGACAUCAUUCCAUUUGAAAAAAAAAGUGUUUCUAUAGUUUAGUCCAUGAAUUCUUCAUCAGGCCUCAGCCUGAGCUUGUUGAUGGCGUUGGCAUGAAGGAUUGUUGGUGUGGUGGUUUUCAGCUCAGAAGUAUCUGUCAUUUUCUUUUGAAGGACUGAAAUUUUUGUGCUAAAUGUGGGCAUCCUGCAUCUAGCUAUAUUUGUGAAUGGAGACUUGAAUAAGGAGCGGUAGCA